Acanthosepion pharaonis is the source of this 1179-nucleotide messenger RNA. The record is from the annotation of a GenBank genome assembly. NCBI's taxonomy places the organism in Eukaryota, Metazoa, Mollusca, Cephalopoda, Sepiida, Sepiidae.
AUGUCGGUGCGGUUAACGCGGCGCCUCGUUCGUUGUUUGGGUACAAUGGAAAAGGCAUAUCAAAACCCUAAACAUAUCUAUCUAUCUAUCUAUCUAUCUAUCUAUCUAUCUAUCACAGUCUAUCAAUCUAUCACAUCUAUUCAUAUCUAUCUAUCUAUCUAUCUAUCUGUCACAGUCUAUCAAUCUAUCUAUCCCAGUCUAUUUACUUCAGUUUAUUCAUAUGUAUCUAUGACAUCUAUAUCUAUUUACCUCAGUCUAUUCAUUUCUAUCUAUCUAUCUAUCUAUCUAUCUAUCUAUCUAUCUAUCACAGUCUAUCAAUCUAUCACAUCUAUUCAUAUCUAUCUAUCUAUCUAUCUAUCUAUCUAUCUAUCUAUCUAUCUAUCUAUCUGUCACAGUUUAUCAAUCUAUCUAUUCCAGUCUAUUUACUUCAGUUUAUUCAUAUGUAUCUAUGACAUCUAUAUCUAUUUACCUCAGUCUAUUCAUUUCUAUCUAUCUAUCUAUCUAUCUAUCUAUCUAUCUAUCUAUCUGUCACAGUCUAUCAAUCUAUCUAUUCCAUCUAUUAAUUUCUAUCUAUCUAUCUAUCUAUCUAUCUAUCUAUCUAUCUAUCUAUCUCUUUCUUUCUUUUUUUCUUUCUCAUAUGUGGAUAUUUUAAAAGUCUAUUUCGGCCUCCUUGCAGUGUCUAUGAUCAUAUUUCCCUUUCGCACAGUUCAUUCCCAAGGCCAAUAUUUUUUUGCGCAAAUUUUUUGUCUUGUUUUUCUUUUCCUCUUCAAAAUGUUACUCUCGAUUUAUACGAUUUUCUGUGUCUCCUCCUAUCACUUUUUUUUUCUUUCUCUCUACCAACGCAACCUUGUCUUCGGCAUUCGUAACGGCGAUAACUGUCAACCAGCCUGUUCCUAUCUAUCUAUCUAUCUAUCUAUCUAUCUAUCUAUCUAUCGAGUUCUAUUCAUAUCUAUGUAUAAGAUAUAUUCAUAUCUAUCUAUCUAUCUAUCUAUCUAUCUAUCUAUCUAUCUAUCUAUCUAUUUGUCUAGGAAUUGCAUUCUUUCUUUUUCCUUUGUAAAACAUAAUUUCCCGGCUACUUUUUCUAUUUUACGUGCACUUCUUUCGGCAACAUCUAUCUAUCUAUCUAUCUAUCUAUCUAUCUAUCUAUCUAUCUAUCUAUCUAUCUAUUUAAACCUCUGA